This is a messenger RNA of Protopolystoma xenopodis, 243 nucleotides long. NCBI's taxonomy places the organism in Eukaryota, Metazoa, Platyhelminthes, Monogenea, Polystomatidea, Polystomatidae. The record is from the annotation of a GenBank genome assembly.
AUGCCGUCGACACGUCUGGGAAUGUACCACAUCCACGGUCCCACUCUGGAAAUGAUGAUGCAUAAAAUGGACUCCGGACAAGCCAUUCCCGUUCUUCCCGACCCUAUCUCUCCUGCACGAGGUACAACUGCUUGCACAACGUCACUCGGGAGGCCCCUCCGAGAACUAGGCAACCCUACCAUCCGUUACAGCGGAGUAACUACUACCGAGUUAGCUUGUCUCAUCACCAAUUCCGCGGGAUGA